AUGCAUUCGUUCAGUUUUCUGGCAGCAGUCCUCCUUUCCAUCAUAGCCCGAUCAUCCGCGGCUGCCGUUCCCCGAUCCCCCGACUCGCAGCCAAGACUACCAAUCCAGACCUCCAAGGCCAACACAAACGCCCCUCAACUCCCCUGGGGAGCAGUCAUAAACCACUGUACUGUGCCGGGAACAAUCGCCCUCGCCUUCGACGACGGCCCAUAUAUCUACACAGAACAGGUCCUCGACGCCCUCGCCGCCCACGGCGUCCGCGCAACUUUCUUCCUCAACGGAGCGUGGAAAGGCAACAUCCACGCUCUCGCCCAUGUCGUACAGCGUAUACUGGCAGAAGGACACCAGAUCGGCUCUCACACCUGGAGCCACCCAAACCUCACAACACUCACCCACCCCGCCAUAGUAUCCGAAAUGAUCCAACUCGAAGACGCCUUCCUCCGCAUACUCGGCUUCAUGCCUACCUACAUGCGCACCCCCUGGCUACAUGUCAACGACAUCGUGCUCUCCGCAAUGGCAGACCUAGGCUACCAUGUGAUCGGGGCCAGCAUCGUAACCGACGACAAACAGCAUGACCACCCGGCCCGGAGCUGGCGCAGUUUCGAGAAGUUUAGGACGGAGUUGGGGAAUGGAGGGAGCAUUGUGCUUGCACAUGAUUCCCAGGAGAAUACGGCGGGCAUUCUGGUGCCUAGGAUGCUGGAAGAGGUUCGGGCGAGGGGCUUGCAGGCUGUGACUGUUGGCGAGUGUCUUGGGCAUCCGUCGGCGCUUUGGUAUCGAUCGGGGCAGUAG
Penicillium canariense is the source of this 789-nucleotide messenger RNA. Its product is annotated as chitin deacetylase. Lineage: Eukaryota; Fungi; Ascomycota; Eurotiomycetes; Eurotiales; Aspergillaceae. Gene Ontology annotation, molecular function: hydrolase activity, acting on carbon-nitrogen (but not peptide) bonds. The transcript is spliced from 3 exons. Bases 1 to 789 code for a protein of 262 amino acids. Gene Ontology annotation, biological process: carbohydrate metabolic process. The record is from RefSeq and is a predicted model, not a curated record.